Messenger RNA from Gorilla gorilla gorilla (western lowland gorilla), 5856 nucleotides. It is a transcript of the gene AHRR, whose product is annotated as aryl hydrocarbon receptor repressor. Gene Ontology annotation, molecular function: transcription cis-regulatory region binding; protein dimerization activity; nuclear receptor activity. The coding region runs from base 52 to 2334 and encodes 760 amino acids. Gene Ontology annotation, cellular component: aryl hydrocarbon receptor complex; nucleus. The transcript has 11 exons. NCBI's taxonomy places the organism in Eukaryota, Metazoa, Chordata, Mammalia, Primates, Hominidae. Gene Ontology annotation, biological process: response to xenobiotic stimulus; regulation of transcription by RNA polymerase II; xenobiotic metabolic process. The record is from RefSeq and is a predicted model, not a curated record.
GAAGCGUCCCACGGGCCUGUCCCACGGGCCUGUCCGGCUGUGGCCUCCGGGAUGUCAAGGGCAGGCAGGGACGGGCUUCCUCCCUGGACCUGUGCGCUCGCACAGGCUCUCGUCUGCGGGGUUCUUGCAGAAGGGUGGGCGUGUGCGCGCAUUCUCCAAACGCCACCCCCACGGGGCCUCACAGCCGCCCUGGCCUGGCAACUGUCACCCAUUUUACGAACGAGGACAUCAAGGCCGAGGACGAUGAUCCCGCCGGGGGAGUGCACGUACGCGGGCCGGAAGCGGAGGAGGCCCCUGCAGAAACAGAGGCCCGCCGUGGGGGCAGAGAAGUCCAACCCCUCCAAGCGACACCGGGACCGCCUCAACGCCGAGUUGGACCACCUGGCCAGCCUGCUGCCGUUCCCGCCUGACAUCAUCUCCAAGCUGGACAAGCUUUCUGUCCUGCGCCUCAGUGUCAGUUACCUCCGGGUGAAGAGCUUCUUCCAAGUCGUGCAGGAGCAGAGCUCACGGCAGCCUGCGGCCGGCGCCCCCUCGCCUGGAGACAGCCGUCCUCUUGCAGGGUCUGCUGUGCUGGAGGGAAGGCUGCUGUUGGAGUCUCUUAAUGGCUUUGCUCUGGUCGUGAGUGCAGAAGGGACGAUAUUUUAUGCGUCAGCAACGAUCGUGGACUAUCUGGGCUUCCAUCAGACGGAUGUAAUGCACCAGAACAUUUACGACUACAUCCACGUGGACGACCGCCAGGACUUCUGCCGGCAGCUCCACUGGGCCAUGGACCCUCCCCAGGUGGUGUUUGGGCAGCCCCCGCCCUUGGAGACAGGAGAUGAUGCUAUCCUGGGGAGGCUGCUCAGGGCCCAGGAGUGGGGCGCAGGCACGCCCACCGAGUACUCGGCCUUCCUGACCCGCUGCUUCAUCUGCCGUGUGCGCUGCCUGCUGGACAGCACCUCGGGCUUCCUGACGAUGCAGUUUCAAGGAAAACUAAAAUUCCUGUUUGGACAGAAGAAGAAGGCGCCGUCAGGAGCCAUGCUCCCGCCGCAGCUGUCGCUGUUCUGCAUUGCGGCACCCGUUCUCCUCCCCUCCGCAGCGGAGAUGAAAAUGAGGAGCGCGCUCCUGAGGGCAAAACCCAGGGCAGACACCGCAGCCACCAUGGAUGCAAAAGUAAAAGCCACCACCAGUCUGUGCGAAUCGGAACUGCAUGGAAAACCCAAUUACUCAGCAGGAAGGAGCAGCAGAGAGAGCGGCGUUUUGGUUCUCAGGGAACAGACUGACACUGGCCGAUGGGCACAGGUUCCCGCCAGGGCCCCAUGCCUGUGCCUCCGGGGCGGCCCUGACCUUGUCCUUGACCCCAAAGGGGGCUCAGGGGACAGGGAGGAGGAGCACAGGAUGCUGAGCAGGGCCUCUGGAGUGACAGGGCAGAGAGAGACUCCAGGACCCACAAAGCCCCUGCCCUGGACAGCGGGAAAGCACAGUGAGGAUGGUGCCAGGCCGAGGCUGCAGCCCAGCAAGAAUGACCCACCCUCCCUGCGCCCCACGCCCCGCGGCUCCUGCCUGCCCUACCCGUGUGUCCAGGGCACUUUCAGGAACUCGCCCAUCUCUCACCCGCCGAGCCCGUCCCCCAGUGCCUACUCCAGCCGGACCAGCAGACCCGUGCGGGAUGUCGGUGAGGACCAGGUGCACCCUCCCCUCUGCCACUUUCCCCAGGGGAGCCUGCAGCACCAGCUCCCUCAGCCUGGAGCUCGGCGUUUUGCCACGAGGGGCUAUCCCAUGGAGGACGUGAAGCUGCAAGGUGUACCGAUGCCUCCGGGGGACCUGUGUGGUCCGACACUGCUGCUAGAUGUGUCCGUCAAGAUGGAGAAGGACUCUGGGUGUGAGGAUGCUGCAGACGGCUGUGUGCCCAGCCAGGUGUGGCUGGGGGCCAGUGACAGGAGCCACCCAGCCGCCUUCCCUACCAGGAUGCACCUGAAAACAGAGCCAGACUCUCGGCAACAGGUGUACAUCUCGCACCUGGGGCACGGCGUGCGGGGGGCUCAGCCCCAUGGGAGGGCCACUGCUGGGCGCAGCAGGGAGCUGACCCCUUUCCACCCUGCACACUGUGCCUGCCUGGAGCCCACACACGGCCUUCCCCAGUCGGAGCCUCCCCACCAGCUCUGUGCACGGGGCCGAGGUGAACGGUCCUGCACCUGCAGAGCUGCUGAGGCCGCCCCUGUGGUCAAGCGGGAGCCCUUGGACUCGCCCCAGUGGGCUACUCACAGCCAGGGAGUGGUGCCCGGGAUGUUUCCCAAAAGUGCCUUGGCCACGCUGGUCCCGCCCCAAGCUUCGGGGUGCACAUUCCUGCCAUAGUGCAGUGACCACCGUCCAAGCUCAGAUCUGUCUGUCUAUGCUCAGAUGCGUCGGUGGCUGGGCUGCCCUGCGCCUGGUCAGGCCGGAGCCCGUCCUAAGACACACGCUUUGCAGAGCUGUGCACGUGCAGUCUGCUAGUCUGUGUGUGCAGCCUACGCAGUAGCCUAUCCUGAAUUUUGUAAAAUAUCCCAACAGUUCUUAAAUGAAAACUGGCCUUAAGUCUAUUCAAGCAUGACAGCAUUUCUCUUUCAGGAAUUAAAAUCUUUAGGAAAGUGAUCAUGGCUGGACAGCUUCAUGCCCCGGAGGCACCCGUCCCAUGGCUGCCAAGUCCACAGUCGGGGAUGAAGCAGUCGGGUGAUGCUCCCAAGUCCGCAGUCGGGGAUGAAGCGGUCAGGUGACACACCUAGCUCAGCCCUCCCAGGCCACCUGCAGCUCCCGGCCUGUGCUGUGCAGGCAGGGUCAGCCCAUCGCCACAGUGCACUGUAGAGGCCAGCACACGGCAAAUUGGAAAUACAACGCGCGGAGAAAGGGGUCUGUGAGCCCACUCAUAGAGGAAUCUAGAACGUUCCAGGCAGCAGAGGCUGGCAGCGUGGGUCCCACAGUGCCCCACACCGUGCGGCAGGUGCUCCGUGGCACCACGACAGAGUCUGAGGCCAGACGUGGGCUGGAAUUGACAGCAUAACCCCUGUUCCUUCUGGACAUCUCCCAAGUUCUCAGUGGGUCUCUGCGGACGGUUCUUCCUAAUCUGCCUCUUGGUACAUCAUGUAAUACAGAGUUCACAGACUCCAGGUUUGGAAGUACAGAGAAACACACAACGUAGAGAGAAGACACAGGAAACUGCGCUGCCUGUGGGGGUUUCUCUCUGGCUGUCUGUACAGUUCACUCAAAUGAGGGUUCCCGUUGCCAUCCUAGGAGAAUAAUUAGGGACAAGACGGACAAGUAUUAGCAUUAAAACAGUUGUAAAGGCGAUAUAUUCUGAGGUAGGAAUUUUGGAUACAAAAGCAUAAGUCAGAAAAUGAAGGUCACCAAUCCACCAACCCAAGAAUCUACAGCUGAUGGUGCAUUUCAGGCUUCUUCCACGGUCUGGCCUGGAACCCCACCCAGCUGGUGCAGGCAUCAGAUCAGGGUGUAGAAGUCACCCCAAGCAAGAGGAAGCCAGGCAGUGAGGCCCUGGGGUGUGGCUGCAGCUGGGCCCACCUGUGCGGGGGUGGGAGGGCCCCAUCCUCAGGGACAGGGCAUCGGCGCCCUGACGUCAGCUCCACUGGGAGUGGCAGGAGCCAUGGGAGCCCAUGGGUGAGGGACCCACCACCCCACCGCACUGUGCAUUGUGCCUCCCGUGUGGACGCCCUCUCUGUUGUUGGCCCGCGGGUGAGGGACCCACCACCCAUAGGGACCCACCACCCCUAGGGACCCACCACCCCGCCGCACUGUGCAUUCUGCCGCCUGUGUGGACGCCCUCUCUGUUGGCCUGCGGGUGAGGGACCCACCACCCCAGGGACCCACCACCCCUAGGGACCCACCACCCCGCCACACUGUGCAUUCUGCCGCCUGUGUGGACGCCCUUUCUGUUGUCAGUGGCUUUGAGGUGUCAGUGCUUACUUAGAUGCUGGUUUAAUGCUGGACCCAUUUGUUAAAUGCACCUUCAUUUUGUCAAAACCCAGGUUUGGUUGGCAGGACUGCAUCUUCUGCCCAAUGCCAGGUGCCUGCGCCUCUCCGUGGCCUGGUUCUUGGACAGUUUGCCCCCAUGUGGCAGGGAUAGGGAUAAGGAUCUCCUCUCAGAACUGGAAGAGAACAGCCAACCAUCUGCGCCCAGAGUCACAGAUCCAUCGUGGCCUCCUGUGACCUCCAAGCCCUACCGAGGGGGCACUCACUGUCUGCUUAGCCAGGGGGCGCCUUUCAAAAGGUGACCUCCAUGCUGUGCUGUCAUGGGUGUGAGACGUGCUCAUGGCCUUCCACUGCCAUCUCUCCCUUAUCUGAUGCCUAAAGUCAUGGUGGGGACAGAGCUACCCAGGGGCCAGCCAUGGGGUGACCAGCCACCUGAGGGUCAGACACCUGUGGAGAGCAGGCACCUGUGGAGAGCAGGCACCUGAGGACUGGCGCCUACUUUCCACUUUGGCCCUACGCUGGCACAGAGCCCCUCCUUAUUCAUUUCUCAUGCUGAGCAUGACACACUUCUGGCCUCUGUGCAUUUAUGGAUUUAAGACCAGGAUGGUAUUUCAGAAGCUUCCCGCUUCCUUCCUAUGCUAACCGAGUGCCCAGCUCCUUUGCUGAUCGUGGAAAGACCCUUAAUAAUUAGGCCUGCAGGCCAGGCGCAGUGGCUCAUGCCUAUAAUCCCAGCACUUUAGGAGGUCAAGGUAGGAGGAUCGCUUAAGCCCAGGAGUUCAAGACCAGCCUGGGCAACACAGGAAGAAUGUGUCUCUACAAAAAAUAAUUAAAAAUCAGAUCUGCUGUAUCCCUGAAAAAGUCUCAAUCAACAUGCAUGUUCCACUCUUGGAGUUCCCUGUUCUGAGGGCCAGCCAUGACCUGUGUCCUGGAGCUUAGCCCUCAGCAGCUCCCUUCAGCCUGGGCGCCGCCUGGGUCCCAAACGUGGCAGCUGCUCUUCCAGUCUCGGGGCCGAGGAGGGCAGGGAGCUCAGCGACUGAGAGUCUUGUGUAUCACAGGUCUUGAGUGUCCUGGAGCCAACAGCUGUCACUGGGAAAAACACCAGACCCCAAAGAUCGAAUCAGAGACGUGGCUGCGUGUUUGCGAUUGUAGCCAGGUCCUUCAGUGCCAUCAAAGGAGCACUGGGGCCUUCUUAAGCACAGAUGGCAGCCCCUGCCCAGGAGGCUUCUUCACCACGUCCUGCCGUGCAGCCUCCCAGACCUUUAGAUGUGCCACCGCCCAAGGCCCUCCUGGUGACAGGUGCCAGAUUGAGUGGUGGGUUGCUGCUAGGCAGGCCAUGCUGUGUUGACACUGCACUCAGCACGUGGGUGUUGGCUCUGCCGGUUUCAUGGUGUGGGGACCCCACAGGAGGCUGCGGCCCUGAGAGCCUGGGAUCAGCAAGGUGUCCGACAUCCCUUCCUCAAUGGCAACAAAAACUCCCCAAGUCAGCACUUUUGUUAUUUUAUAGCCACAACCCUCUUGGAAAACAGUGGGGAAGACUAUGGAACAUAGAAGGUGUGGAUGUAUCACUUCUCUCUAAAAUGUCAUUGUUAGCACUAAUUACAGGUUCAUGUUUUUCUGUUUAUGUAGCUUUUCCCUAUAUAGCUGAAAAAGUAUUAAAGUCAAAUAUAAGGUGGGAAUGGGAUGGAAGGGAGGAGAUCAAUACAACUUAUAUUUUUGCAGUUUCUACUGGAAGAAAAAAGUUUUCAAUACCUAGACCAACUUGUUGAAUUUUUAAAACUUAUGCACUAUAAAUGCAACUUUCUCUACUGCUUUCUCAGUGCCUUUAGGAAGCUUUCAAAUUUUUUUGUACUGUGGUUUGUAUUAAAUUUGCAAUACUGAUGUAAAAUACAUGACAUGCUAGUACAUGUUUAACAAAAA